GAUCGUCUCCCUGUUUUUUUGGCUAGUCACCGCUUAAUCGGGUUGUACGUGCUAUACUCGUCUUUUGUUGUGGUUUUUAGUUGCGUUACUUAAUCUUAAGUAUUUUGAGUUUAGGUGCUUUGACAUUGUUCAAUCGCAGUUCGUUUUCUGUUAAUCGAAGCUACUGGUUUGAUUUCUUGAUCAAUAUUGGGUUGUUGGUCAUCAGUUUAGGUUAAUCUGUUUGUAAUGCACCAGCUUCUAGGGGAAGACGACUCGAGGUUUAUUAAUCACCGUUUUUGGGUUUAUCUAGUUUUUAAAAGAUUCUCCUUUGAGCUCAUUACUUUUUUUACUCAUGGUAAUCCCGAAGUUCUUUUUUAGCAACGAAGUUGUUCCUUCUGUUCAAGAAAGAUCCACUCUUGAUGUAACACCUGUCACUUCCCAAUGCUAAAAGAUACGUUUUAUUUAGGAUUUAAGGUUCAUGGAAUCACGGGCCUAAACUAAUACACAAAGCGUUUUACUUGGUAGGGCUAUUGUUACUAGUUCAUUCCUCAUAGCAUACUUCUUGGAGUUGGGGGAUAUUAGAAUCGAGGUGUAUUGGAUAGUCUGAAUCUGUUUUAGCAAAACCUGCAAAGCUAGUGAUGGCUCCCAAUCCCAGAGUUGCAAAAGCCUUUCGUGCUAUGAGAGAGAUCGGGAUUCCCGAAGAGAAAACAAAACCGGUGCUGAAAAACCUUCUUAAACUCUAUGAAAAGAAUUGGGAACUUAUUGAAGAAGAAAAUUAUCGAGCACUUGCAGAUGCUAUUUUUGACAGCGAGGAGGCAGAGACAGCAGAACAGAAGAAAAAGCAUGAUAUUGCUGAAGCUGAAGCAUUAGAACAGAAAAAGAAACUCGAGCUAGCUGAACGGAUGAAAGUUAUUGAAGAAGAAACACAAAUUCCAGAAGAGCCAGAAAGGCCUUUAAAGCGGUUGCGUUUAAGGCACCAAGAUGGACAUGCUUCACCCUCUUGCACCACCUCCAGCCCUAAUUCAAAUGGCACACCACUGAAAAAGCCAAAACUGGAGAUUGAUGACAUUCCUUAUGCUAUACCCCGGACUCGAUCACAUGCCAAAACUAAUGAAUCUCAGCUUGUUUCACCUCAAUCACAAAGUAGAAACAAGGGGAAGCAACCUGUUUCAGACUGUAACACUCAACCAGAUGUCACAAAUGAAACAGGAGGUGAUUCUGCUAUCCGAUCAAGGCAUCCGAAAGACAAAGGGAAAGAACCUUUUUUACCUCAAACUGGUUUUCAAGAAAAGAGGUCAAUUUCUGAUAGGCCAUCAUCCCAUGGAGUGAGGUUUAAAGAGCCAAAGGUGAAGCAGAGCCCUCUUGCAUUAAUAAAGCCCAAAGAUGAGCCACUCACAGAUGACAACACAUCAAAGGUUGUGGUGCCUCUUGCAGUGAUAAGACCAGAGUCAUUGACCAAUGGAGAUUCUUCAACUGAAAAUGGUCCAGUCAGCGAGGCUGCUCAACCGCUUGCAGUGGCCAAUGAUGAGUCAACAACAAAAUUAGAUAUUGCCUCCUCAUCUUCUGGGGAAAUCAAGAUUUCUCUGACCUGUAAUAUUGUAGGAAAACCUAACAUAUCUAUCACAGAUGUGGAUUCUGUAUUGAAAACAAUGGAAGAUAAAUGUCUUAAUUCGGUCAAACUCCUGGACCCAAGUAUUUCCAUAAAGAAACUGAUGAAAGAUAUGUGCGAGUGUCUUCUGGAUAAUGAAACCACCUCUACACCACCUGCUAAACCAUCCAGAAGAUGUUGUGUAGCUGAUCCAGACACUAAAGACAUGCCAUCCGACACCAAUGGCUCAGUCAAUGAAAGUCAAAGGGUCACCGAAGAUGAUUGUGAAAAUGGUGCUCAUAAUAAUACAGAGUCAAAUAACGAGUCAGUUUCUGAUGUCAUAAGGUCUACCCAUGAUGUGAAUGACAUAGCUAAAGGGCAAGAAUCGGUAAUAAUUUCAUUGGUGAAUGAUGUGAACAACGAGUGUCCUCCAUCUUUCCAUUACAUUCCCCAAAAUGCGGUUUUCCAGAAUGCAUAUGUUAACUUUUCACUUGCGCGAAUCAGUGAUGACAAUUGUUGUUCCACUUGUUUUGGUGAUUGUCUGACAUCAUCAACGGUUUGUGCUUGUGCACUGCAGUCUGGUGGUGAGUUUGCAUACACAAAAGAGGGUCUUGUGAAAGAGACGCUUUUAGAUGAGUGUAUAAAAAUGAACCGGGACCCUCAAAAACACUGUUUGUUUUACUGUAAGGAGUGUCCACUUGAACGAUCAAAAAAUGAGGGGAUUACUGAGCCAUGUAAAGGACAUUCUGUAAGGAGUUUUAUAAGAGAAUGUUGGUUAAAAUGUGGAUGCAAUAAACAGUGUGGUAAUCGUGUAGUACAACGUGGUAUACAACGUAAAUUACAGGUGUUUAUGACACCUGGAGGAAAAGGGUGGGGUCUGAGGACCCUUGAGGACCUACCUAAAGGUGCUUUUGUUUGUGAAUAUGUUGGAGAAGUGUUGACCAAUGCAGAACUGUAUGAUCGAGUUCAAAAAAGUUCAAAUAAGGAUGAACAUGCUUAUCCAGUGAAUCUUGAUGCUGAUUGGGCUGCAGAGAGUGAAUUAAAGGAUGAAGAAGCUCUUUGUUUGGAUGCCACUUAUUAUGGAAAUGUCGCUAGAUUCAUCAAUCAUCGGUGUUGGGAUCCAACUUUAGUGGAGAUUCCAGUGGAAGUUGAGAAUCCGGAUCAUCACUACUAUCAUCUUGCCUUCUUCACUACAAGAAAGGUGAAAGCCCUAGAAGAGUUAACAUGGGAUUAUGGCAUUGAUUUUGAUGACGAGACACAUCCUGUGAAGGCGUUUCGAUGCCGAUGUGGCAGCAGGUUCUGUCGAAACAAUAAACGUCCAAACAGACACAGAAGAAGAAGAUACACUUAAAGUUAAUAUCCGUUUUGAAGCUCAUCACUCUAGCGAUGGUGAUGCUGUUUCGUAUCUAUCUUAUGUAUUGUACUACAUGUAAUAACCAAAAGUCAAGGCUUAUUUUAGGUAUUUUCGUAGACUUUUUUUUUUGUACCAACAAAACCCAUAAAAAACAUUACCACUUUGAUCUCA
Lactuca sativa (garden lettuce) is the source of this 3092-nucleotide messenger RNA. Its product is annotated as putative inactive histone-lysine N-methyltransferase SUVR2. Gene Ontology annotation, molecular function: zinc ion binding; protein binding; histone methyltransferase activity. Lineage: Eukaryota; Viridiplantae; Streptophyta; Magnoliopsida; Asterales; Asteraceae. The record is from RefSeq and is a predicted model, not a curated record. Gene Ontology annotation, cellular component: nucleus.